UGCAAGGUUCGCCAUCUUUGUCACAUGUCCAUUUUUCCUCUCACAUGACCUGUUGUUUGGCCCCGUGAUCAAGCUGAAAUUAUCCUGGUAAAUUCAAAACAACUGGAAAAGCACAUGGAUAUACUCGACGAAGCCUUGGAUGGCAGUCAAGGCAAAGACGACUCUAAUUCCGAUGAUGUUCAGAUAACACAGGGACCAGAUGACGAGUCGUCAGGACUGCCACCAGGCACUACCCUGGCUAUUGACCCCAACAACCUUCACCAGUAUCAGUUUAGGACGGACCAAGGAGGUGUGACCUACCGGGUGGUUCAAGUGGCCUCAGGGGAUGGGUCAGACGGACACGCACAGGUCGCAGCCUUCGCCUCAGGGUCUCAGGUCAUACAGAGCCCGUUUGGUGGAGGGAGCCCUAACGGGGACAGUGAGGGCAACGCCCAGUUCACAUAUUUCCCCACCGCUGGGGACGUUGUCACCUCACAGGCAGGGGCGUGUGGUGGCCCUGCUCAGGCAGGUUGCGAAUGA
This is a messenger RNA of Dreissena polymorpha, 519 nucleotides long. RefSeq lists its product as uncharacterized. The record is from RefSeq and is a predicted model, not a curated record. The coding region runs from base 115 to 519 and encodes 134 amino acids. Lineage: Eukaryota; Metazoa; Mollusca; Bivalvia; Myida; Dreissenidae. The transcript has 6 exons.